This is a messenger RNA of Cantharellus anzutake, 2344 nucleotides long. RefSeq lists its product as uncharacterized. Gene Ontology annotation, cellular component: membrane. Gene Ontology annotation, biological process: calcium ion transmembrane transport; intracellular calcium ion homeostasis. Bases 36 to 2102 code for a protein of 688 amino acids. The record is from RefSeq and is a predicted model, not a curated record. NCBI's taxonomy places the organism in Eukaryota, Fungi, Basidiomycota, Agaricomycetes, Cantharellales, Hydnaceae. The transcript has 14 exons. Gene Ontology annotation, molecular function: calcium ion binding; calcium channel activity.
UGCCUUUGUUUUGAAUCACUCACAACCUUCCAUUAAUGCAGCACAAGUCUGCCACGACAGAUCCAGCUCACCUCCACCACAUUGAGUCUGACUCGUCCGAGACUCAUUCGUCCGAUGAGUUCGACUGGGAGGCGGAUAUCGAAGAGCGCGUUGUAGACCUCACCAAGAAGGCCACCCGUCUGCGCCGACUUUGGUUGCUCUUUCUCAAGCUCUCUUCGGGCCUCCGUAUCACCCUCUUCGGAAUAUUAGGCUCAGCCAUUUUCAUUACUCCUUAUCUUGUUUUUCUUCUUCGCUUCCCUCAUUCGGUCGUGUAUAAGCAAGUCACAACUUGGAGCAUUUGGUUUUCCGUCACAUGGGCUGCUGGUGCUCUCACUUCUCUCGUCGUCAAUGCGUCACCACGCCUCAUCCUAGGGCUGAUACUGACAAUAUGGGGAAAGCCGCCCGAGCACAUCAAGACCUAUCUCGAGCUCUUUAUGGCGGUUUCAUUCUGGCUUAAACUUGCCCUCGACAUAAGCUGGCUUUGGAUCGCAUUGGGCCUGAUUCGCUCACAAGUCCAGCCUCCGGGACAUUAUUGGUUGUGGGUGAACAGAACUUGUAGCGCUCUUUUUGCUGCAGGCAUCCUCCUUCUGGCCGAGAAAGUACUGUUACAAUUCAUCGCUAUUCGUUUCCACCAGAAAGCUCUUGCUAACCACCUCGCUCUUCGUGCACUGGAUAAACUCUCCGUGGCGCCCGCCGCCUCCAAACCUCGCAAACGACGGGAACAGCAGUCGGUCAAACCCCACAAACACCUUGAUUCGCGUGGCAGUUCAAUGGAUAUUCUUAAUACUAUAGGUCCAGGCCAGACUCAGAAUCCAUACCAUAAUACAUCGGGUGAAUCAACUGUUGAACAUUCUAAGGCGAAUUCACCGAUCGAAAGAUCGCGCAGGAAUUCGUAUGACGAACCUGUGAUUACCGAGAAGAUAGGGAGCAAGGGGAGGAAAAAUGAUCGGGGGGGUCGAUCGAAGAGGAAAAAGAAAAAGAUAACCGCUGCAGUGAUGGAACAAUUAGGAGUGGCUAUAGGGCAGGUUGCACUGAAAAAUUCAAAGUUCAACCGCGCUGGCGAAAUCGGCUCCUUAUAUUCAGCACGGCAACUCGCAAAGCAGCUUUUCGCUAACCUUUCUUCAACGUCGCCGCGAUCGUAUCUUGUUGUAGAAGAUUUUUAUCCGUACUUCAAAAGCAAGGAAGAAGCAACAAGUGCAUUUCAUCUCUUCGACAAAGACGACAACGGAGAUAUCUCAAAGAAAGAAAUGAGAGAAGCUGUCCAGAGUAUUUAUCGUGAAAGGAAAGCGCUUACCGCCAGCCUAAAAGACAUAAGCAGCGCUGUUGCGAAACUUGAUGGCGUGCUUGUUGUUGUUACCCUUCUGAUCUUGUUUUUCAUUUGCCUGCUUAUUCUCAACCCUAACGAUACUGUGCAGUCGCUCGUACCUCUCGCGACGCUGGUGCUUGGGUUCAGGUUGCUCAUAUUCAUCUUCAGUACUCAUCCCUUCGAUGUUGGCGACCUCGUCAUCAUCGAUGAUCAAGUAUUGUUCGUAAAAGAAUUUGGACUUUUUUCGACCGUCUUCACUCGGGUGGACGGGCAAGAGAUAAUCGCUCCCAAUUCCCUGCUUGCCAGCAGCAAAAUUCUCCAUAAUGUGCGCCGUUCAGGGUCGAUGUGGGAGACAACCAACUUGAUGGUUGCGUAUGACACACCACUUCAACAACUCGAGACAUUUAAGCUAGGCUUGCGCACAUACAUGGCGGAAAAUUCACGGGAGUGGGGUGGGUGCGAAGUUUACAUUGACAAAAUGGAGUUCCAAAAUGAGAUCACACUAAUCAUAGCUAUAGAACAUCGCGCCAACUGGCAAAACUGGGGGGCUCGUUGGGAUCGCCGAACGAAGUUCAUGCGCCGAAUGAAGGCUUUGCUUGAAGAGCUUGACAUUGGCUAUUGCAUGCCGCUGCAACCAGUCAGCUUCCAUCCAUCCUCCGUCUCCGCCACGAAUGCCAGGCCUGGUCAUGUAGGAGGAGAGCGUGUGCGCGGCCAAGCGCCGGACUCCACGAUGCCGGCGCAAUAUGGGAGAUACUGAAUUUGCCAUCGCACGAUUGCAGAGUGGAGGGGUGACAUUCCUUUGUCACUCUUUGGUGCGUCCUAAGGGUCGAUACUGCAAGGUCGCCGUCACUAAUCAGCACAUUUCUUGAUGUCCGAUAUCCAUAACAGAUCCUUUUCCGUAUCAUGUUUUAGAACUUUUGAGUCCUUUAAGUGCUGUGCCACAGUAAGGCAAAAACGUCCAUAUAAAACUGCCUCCGUCGAUGUAUCCAGUAUAUUGUU